This is a messenger RNA of Hyphopichia burtonii NRRL Y-1933, 1023 nucleotides long. RefSeq names its product retromer subunit (gene PEP8). The transcript has a single exon. The record is from RefSeq and is a predicted model, not a curated record. NCBI's taxonomy places the organism in Eukaryota, Fungi, Ascomycota, Pichiomycetes, Serinales, Debaryomycetaceae. Gene Ontology annotation, cellular component: retromer complex; endosome. Bases 9 to 941 code for a protein of 310 amino acids. Gene Ontology annotation, biological process: retrograde transport, endosome to Golgi; intracellular protein transport.
CCUCAAUCAUGUCUAUAUUCUUUAAAGCACCGCUAGAUAUUGAAAUCAGGCUAGAUAACGAACAAUCCCGUAAAACAAUCGACGUGAAAACCCCGCAAGGAAGAUUAGAAAAAUUACCAGUCUAUCAAGAUGGUGAAAGUGUAAAAGGUUCAAUCACAAUUCGUACUAGAGACGGUAAAAAAGUCGAUCAUAUGGGGAUAAAAGUUCAAUUAUUAGGGGUCAUUGAAACAAACACCGACUCUUUAAUCUCAAAUGAAUUUCUUUCUUUGGCAACCGAGUUAGCGUCUCCUUCCCAAUUAACCCAUCCAGAAACUUAUCCUUUUGAAUUUAAAAAUGUCGAAAAACAAUAUGAAAGUUACAGAGGUAAAAAUGCUAGGUUAAGGUAUUUUAUUAAAGUCAUUGUAUCUAGAAAAUCCUCCUCCGAAAUAACAAGAGAAAAAGAAUUAUGGGUCUUUCAAUACAAUUCAUUAUCAAACUCUUCAGAGUCAUCUCAAAAUUCUUCCCAAUUAUCUAAAAAUAAUAUCCCUACAACUGUUAAAAUGGACGUUGGUAUAGAAGACUGCUUACAUAUAGAGUUCGAGUACCUGAAAUCAAGAUUCUCCUUGAAAGAUGUCAUUGUUGGUCGAAUCUUUUUCUUAUUAGUCAGACUUAAAAUUAAACAUAUGGAAUUAUCGCUCAUCAAACGUGAAACAGUGGGUCUGCCCCCAAAUCAAAUCACUGAUAGCGAAACUCUAGUAAGAUUCGAAAUCAUGGACGGGGCUCCAGUUAAAGGUGAAACAAUCCCAAUAAGAUUGUUCUUGGGUGGCUUCGAUUUAACCCCAACUUAUCGUGACGUCAAUAAAAAAUUCUCUACAAGAACUUACUUAUCGCUUGUCUUAAUUGAUGAAGAUGCAAGAAGAUACUUCAAACAAAGUGAAAUCAUUCUAUAUAGAGAUCAGUAAUUUGUAAAAUAAAACAUCCGUACAUCCGAAUGAAAAGGCCUCGAGUUCACACUUUUAGUCUGAAGGAAAAAGGAAAAAAGCA